UCCAAAUGGCUAGUUAUGAAUGAUCCGAAAAAAGAGCAUCUUCCACUGCUUUGCGAUGAUCUAUCUGACGACGAAUAUCAAAUUGAAGCCAGCAACCAAAUAUAUAAACGACGACAGAAUAUUUCCUCGAGCAACGGACGAUCAAAAUAUCACGUUAAAGGCGCAGCUGAAAUUAUCAAGCGUUGGCCAGAUCACAUAUCUUCACUUCUUGCAUAUUGGUGGAUGGGAUUAGCAAUGAUUGGACUGACAGUUUUUAUAAUUUAUAAUAGCGUUGUGGCACUCGCUACAAUGCCUCCUCAAUCAAGACUGAUAAAAAUGCAACCACCAUUAAAAUUAGAUAGUAAGCCUAUUGAGUACUCCGCUUCUUAUAAGACUAUUUACAUGCAUGUUAUAAAUGAUAAUCUUACUAUGGAUCUAAAUGACUAUAUGCCAUAUAUUGAAAUAGUAGCAAAAAACUAUCCUACAUUUAAAUACAAUUUCGUUAUUCUCUUCAAUGAUACAUUAGAUAACGUAGACGACAAUGUUAAUGAUUAUCAAAAAAAUGAAAUUGCACUGAGAUCACUGUUAAAGGAAAAAACUAAAGAUUAUAAUAUGGCAACUCGUGAAAAUGUGUUUAUACAACGAAAAUCACUAACGUCAUUUAUGAACGGGUCACCUUUAAAAAAGUAUUGGAGACAUUUACCACGGAAGUUCAUGGGUUUCCUGAUAAGAUGUAUAUCAAUAUGGAAUAAAGGUGGAAUAUCUAUCAACCCAUUACUAUUUACACCUAAAUCACCACAUCCCGACUACAUGGAUGAAAUUAAAACCAUACUUAAAAAUGAACAAUAUUUAAUAAUGCCAUACAUCACGUAA
This is a messenger RNA of Zerene cesonia (dogface butterfly), 852 nucleotides long. RefSeq lists its product as uncharacterized. NCBI's taxonomy places the organism in Eukaryota, Metazoa, Arthropoda, Insecta, Lepidoptera, Pieridae. The transcript has 3 exons. The record is from RefSeq and is a predicted model, not a curated record. The coding region runs from base 16 to 852 and encodes 278 amino acids.